GCGGAGGCGGCGCACAAGGCCGCCGAGGCCGCGGCGGAGAAGGCCCAGCACGCGCGGGACGCGGAGCUGGAGGGGGCCAUGAGCGCGGCGUCGAUGAAGGCCAAGGCGGAGGAGAACGCCAACCGAAUGAAGGACGCGGUGAAGAAGCUCUGCUCCGAAGUUUCUGUUCUGCGGACCAUCAAGGGCAAGCUGCAACUCCCACCGACGUCACCCUUGGCCUCGCUCGAGGUGGACGCCGUCCUCGACGACGCCGAGGUGGAGAAGGACCUGGAGGAUCAGCUGCAGGCCAUGGUGCUCUCGCGCAUGCUGGCCCAGGAGCGCCUGCUGGACGCCGAGCUCGACCGCCAGCAGCUGGAGGACGACAUCGAGAUCAGGGGAGACGAGCUGGCCAGGAAGGCGAUGGAUGUGGGUGGCGACAUGACUGCCCAGUACCAGGAGGCGAUCCGAACGGUGGACGCGGCCUCCUCCAAAGAGCUGAACCUGCUCAAGGCCAAGGUCGAGGAGCUCAGCAAAGCGUCACAGAAGGAGUCGAGGCUGAGGGAGCGCGAGGAGGAGGUGAGGAUCGAGCUCGAGCAGCUCGAGGACCGCAUCGACAAGCUGGACGAGGAGAACAGCAGGACGGGCGUGGCGCCCUCCUACCCACUGCAGCCUUCGAGGAGGUGGUGGAGGAGGAGGAGGAGGACGAGGAGGGGUGAGGGGUGCCCGAGGACCUGCUUCAGAAGCUCUUCGCCGACAACAGCGAGGCCCGGGCGAAGACGACAGAGGACGCGGAGCGGGCCAGCAGCCUGA
This is a messenger RNA of Prorocentrum cordatum, 789 nucleotides long. Lineage: Eukaryota; Dinophyceae; Prorocentrales; Prorocentraceae. The record is from the annotation of a GenBank genome assembly.